Molecule: messenger RNA, 1998 nt
Organism: Closterium sp. Yama58-4
Lineage: Eukaryota; Viridiplantae; Streptophyta; Zygnematophyceae; Desmidiales; Closteriaceae
Source: the annotation of a GenBank genome assembly
AUGUGUGGAAACGCGUUUCGGCGAGCGAUGGUCUUCAUCACUGCGGGCGCACACUGCGCUCGACGCCGCCCACGGGUGGCGGCAGCGCGGCGAGAUCACGUCCCUCAACUCAGCGUUUCCAAAUGUGCAGUCCUGGUCUGUGUGGUUUGCGCCGCCGCCUUCGUCACCAGCAUGGCCGCAGCGCUCCGCGCAGGGCGAAUCAGCGCCGCGGAUUUCCCGCUCGCCGCGGCAAGACUCGCAGAGACGUGGAGCGCGGCGGAAUACGCGCAGUCCAUUGAAGAGGCGACUCGCUGCUCCUCCGGGGCGCCAGACGCGCGGCGGAUUGGACGAGCGGGGAGCGCAGAAGCAGCGUGGGCAGCGGCGCAAAGUGGGGGGCCUGGUUCCGCGGCAGACGCGGUGGGCGAACGGCAGGGAGUGGAGGGCGCUCGCUGUGAGGUGCGCGCGGAGGGCGGGAGGCACGCGGGGGGCGAGGGGCGCGCGGAAGGCGAGAUGCGCGGAGAGGGCGUGAAGUGGCAGUGGGUUGCGGCACGGGCGUCGUCGCUGGCAGUGGGAGGCGGCUACCUCACCACGCUCCACCCGCUGCUGCUGCACCGCACACACACUCCCCACCACACCCACCACCACACCCACCACCACACCCACCACCACACCCACCACCACACCCACCACCACACCCAGCAGCACACCCAGCAACAGGGGUGCUGCUGCGAUGGGCGCUGCUUGGAUGAAGCGAGAAGCCACGACACGCCGCCUGGUGCUUGUACUGCUCACUGCCACCCACCUCUUCCUCUCACUCACCCAGUUGAUUCCAUUGACCCGGUUGACCCAGUUGACUGGGCUGAUGCGGUUGACCUGAGUGGCGAGGAGGCGCACGACCCUGCCACUCUGCACUGCUGCCUGCACCCCCACCACCCCGCAGCGCUGCCAGGAGCAGGUGCAGCAGCAGCAGCAGCAGCAGCAGCAGCAGCAGCAGUAGGUGCAGAGGCGUCAACCCCACCGCAGUCACGGCUGCAUGCAGCCUUGGCAGCAGCAGCACAGGCAGAGCAGCACACAGCAGGGCCAAGUGAGCCAGACUUGGUGCUGACAGGUGAAGGGGGGCUGCUCUGCCAUGCUGCAUGUGGAGCGCGGAGUGCGCAACAACCAUGUGACGUGGCAGCAAGUGACGUGGCAGCAAGUGACGUGGCAGCAAGUGACACGGUGGCACUGGUGCAUUGCCAUGUGGUUUUUGAUGCUGUCUUCUCUGUGCCACAACUGCUGCUCCUGCCAUGCCGCCCAGACGGCCGCCCCCUGCCCUGGCAGGACCUCUUUGCCUUCCUGCCUCGCCUCCCCGACCACCCCUUGCUGCCAUCACCCCUCCCCUCCGCCCCUCGUCCGCCCACCGCGCAUCACCCCUCUCUUGACACCUGGCACCUGCUCACACCCCUGCACAUGGCAUGGCAUGGCAAGCACAUGGCAUGGUAUGGCAAGCACAUGGCAUGGCAUGGCAAGCACAUGGCAUGGUAUGGCAAGCACAUGGCAUGGCAUGGCAAGCACAUGGCAUGGUAUGGCAAGCACAUGGCAUGGCAUGGCAAGCACAUGGCAUGGUAUGGCAAGCACAUGGCAUGGCAUGGCAAGCACAUGGCAUGGUAUGGCAAGCACAUGGCAUGGCAUGGCAAGCACAUGGCAUGGCAUGGCAAGCACAUGGCAUGGUAUGGCAAGCACAUGGCAUGGCAUGGCAAGCACAUGGCAUGGUAUGGCAAGCACAUGGCAUGGUAUGGCAAGCACAUGGCAUGGCAUGGCAAGCACAUGGCAUGGUAUGGCAAGCACAUGGCAUGGCAUGGCAAGCACAUGGCAUGGUAUGGCAAGCACAUGGCAUGGUAUGGCAAGCACAUGGCAUGGUAUGGCAAGCACAUGGCAUGGUAUGGCAAGCACAUGGCAUGGUAUGGCAAGCACAUGGCAUGGUAUGGCAAGCACAUGGCAUGGUAUGGCAAGCACAUGGCAUGGCAUGGCUGGCAUUGA